Molecule: messenger RNA, 417 nt
Organism: Fibroporia radiculosa
Lineage: Eukaryota; Fungi; Basidiomycota; Agaricomycetes; Polyporales; Fibroporiaceae
Exons: 4
Coding region: 1-417 (138 amino acids)
Biological process (GO): protein repair; response to oxidative stress
Molecular function (GO): peptide-methionine (R)-S-oxide reductase activity
Source: RefSeq, a predicted model, not a curated record
AUGAGCGAUCCAAGCAAGAUCAAAUCAGACAGUGAAUGGAGAGCCAUUUUGUCUCCAGAACAAUUCCGCAUACUGCGCCAGAAAGGGACGGAGCCUGCAGGAACCGGCAAGUACGAGCACUCGAAAGAUCAAGGUGUAUUUACCUGUACCGGAUGCGGAACCCCUCUUUACAAGAGCAGUACCAAAUUCGACAGCGGUACGCCCUCAUUAUUUGAUAUCCGACCUCCAGCCAUACCUGGAGCAGUGUCACGCCACGAAGAUCGCUCGUUUGGAAUGUCCCGCAUCGAGAUUACAUGUACGGCUUGCGGAGGACAUCUCGGGCAUGUGUUCAAGGGCGAAGGGUUCAGAACCCCAACGGACGAGCGUCAUUGCGUCAAUUCGGUCUCGCUCAAUUUUGUUGAGGAUAACAAAGUUUAA